UUGGGCGGGAUAUCUGGCCCAAUCUGGCAACGGUGGCAGUAGACGCUGUUGUCGGAAUUUUAAUAGCAAAACCAGCCCAGGGGUGUGUAGUGUGUAGCUGUCCUUCUGAAAUGGCUACUACCGCGUCGGAAGUAACGCAAGUACAGCGCGAAAAGGGGGAUGAGACGAACCGAAAGCACGGAGGAGAGAGCCGGGGAGAAGACAUGACCGGGGACCGAGCGGAAUCGAAAAUGCAGCAACCGGGUGACAAUGUUGAACCUAAAAUGGAAGAUGCAGACGCUGGACGAACAGGCGUGAAACCUGCUGCAGCACCGGAGGAGGCCGUGGCCCGGGCUCGGCUGACAGAUGAUGCUGCAGCCGCCGCCGCACACGAUGAGGAGAAAGCCGAGGGUCCGGAGAAGCCGACCCCUGGAGACGGCGGGGGGUCUCCUCUGAGCGACAAGCAAACGGUGGAACCAAGUCAAAUCAAGGAAGAGCAAAGGGAGGUCAACCAGGCUCCAGAGACGAUGAAGAGCGAGAAUGGUAAAGCGGCGUGUGAGGAUGGCGAUAAGAACAGCGUCGGUGGAGGAGGAGGAGGAGGAGGAGGAGGCGGGGAGCUGAGUGACAAGAGGCGGACCAGCGUGGAGAUUUCGUCCUCGGACGGGGAGCCCCUGAGCCGGAUGGAUUCUGAAGACAGUAUCAGCAGCACCCUGAUGGAGAUGGAGAGCACGGUGUCAAGCGGCCGCUCCACCCCCGCGAUGAUGAACGGCCAGGGCAGCGCCGGGAUUUCAACGGUGUCCAAGGCGGCCUAUCCGUGCUGCUGGGACCUGUGCUCCGAGUGCUUCAACUCAAGCCCGGACCUGGCCGAACAUAUCCGAUGCCUUCAUGUGGACGCGCAGCAAGGAGGGGUGUUUGUGUGUCUUUGGAAGGGGUGUAAGGUGUACAACACUCCCUCCACCAGUCAGAGCUGGCUCCACAGACACAUGCUGACCCACAGCGGGGACAAGCCCUUCAAGUGUGUGGUGGGGGGCUGCACGGCCAGCUUCUCGUCCCAGGGGGGGCUGGCGCGCCACGUGCCCAGCCACUUCAGCCAGCAGAGCGCCGCUCGGCUGGCCAGCCAGGCCCGGCUGAAGGAGGAGUCGCCCUCCAAGGCCAGCCUGAACCGCAGGAAGAAGCUCAAGAACAAACGCCGGCGCGCCCUACUCUGUCAAUCUGUCCCUCCAGCGAGGCCGUACGACUUCUUCGACGCCCAGUCGAUGGACGCCAUCCGCCACCGCGCCAUCUGCCUCAACCUCGCCACGCACAUCGAGAGCGUGGGCAACGGCCACAGCGUGGUCUUCCACAGCACGGUUCUGGCCAGGAGAAAGGAAGGUUCUGGAAAGGUGAAAGUCCUACUGCACUGGACACCUGAGGACAUACUCCCAGACACGUGGGUCAAUGAGACGGAGCGGUCCCAGCUGAAGACCAAGGUGGUGCACCUGUCCCAGCUCCCCGCGGACACCGCCAUGUUGCUGGACCCCAACCUCUACAGAGGCCUGCCCCAGAAGCGACUCAAACAAAGCCUGUGAGGCGUCUCUUCUCUCGAGGACUAUGGACGUGAGAGAAUCAGGUCCUUUUCGUGUUUUGCUGAGUGCAAGGUUAAGGACGAACAGACGUUUCCUUGAUGGCCAUCUUCUACACUCUUGUGUUUGUUAAUACUUUGUACACGUUUUACUGUGGUUUGAGACGGAACAUUUGAUUUGAAGGUUGUGAUUUUAGCUGAUAAAAUACUUUAAAGCUUCAUACAGUUCACUGUAAUAUAUAUAUAUAUAUAUAUAUAUAUAUAUAUAUAUAUAUACACACAAUAUAUGCUAUACUAAUAUUAGUAUAAUAUUACAUUUUGUGUCAUAAUAUAAAAUCAUCCGCAGAUCAUGGUUACAUGUAAAUAUUUCUGCAGAUUUUACUUAUUUUUUUACCAUGAAAUUGUCGUCCAUCGUUGACUUUGUAACUUAUCACCUCUCAAGCUUCGUAAUUUACCUGCCAAGUAUUAUUUAUGGUCAUUCUGACGCAGAAGUGAAGUUGUGUUGACAUUGUCGUCGGGGGAUACACUACCGAUGAGCCCAGAACCGGUCCGAUCCGGUGUUAGCCGUACUGUAGAUGGACGGGAGCCGGUCUUUAAUAACCAAGUGUCUUACAUCACCUGUGGUGCUCACACGGGACACGGCACGUGGACAGGACAUUUCCAGCAACCGUGGGACAAUUGGACAUUUGACCUUUGACCUUACCACCGUGUCGGUGAACACCUCUCCGUCCAACUGCCGUGAGGGUGCGCUGGUCACCAUGACGAUGUGAACAACCCCCCCCCCCCCUCCCAUGUU
Gadus chalcogrammus (walleye pollock) is the source of this 2336-nucleotide messenger RNA. RefSeq names its product zinc finger protein aebp2-like. Gene Ontology annotation, cellular component: ESC/E(Z) complex. The coding region runs from base 111 to 1547 and encodes 478 amino acids. Gene Ontology annotation, biological process: regulation of transcription by RNA polymerase II. Lineage: Eukaryota; Metazoa; Chordata; Actinopteri; Gadiformes; Gadidae. The record is from RefSeq and is a predicted model, not a curated record. The transcript has 9 exons.